GUGCGGAAAUGACAACGCCCUUGGUGACGACGAGUUCUUGGACGAAGUUGCCAACGAUAAUGAAAACGAACAGAGCGGUCGCCCCGGUGGCGCUCCCUCCCUUGUUGAGAAGCACGCAACGACAACGACAACAGCAGCAGGCUCAAGUGCUGACCACCAGAAAGCAGAGUCAGCUAAUAUGUCUGCUGGGAUUGGAGCGGCUUGGAUGCGCACACCUAACCCUUGGAGCAUGCACGACGCAGAUGAAGAUCGCAAACAGGAGCGCAGCAGACACUGCGACGAUUUGUUCGUGCAGGAUGUUGACGCGGAUCCAGGAGCAGCUGGGACAUUUGCGAUCCAAAGCUUUAUCGACGGAGAUAGAGACAACAAGGUCCGCUGUGAAGGAGGGGACGUUGGCAUCACGUAUGACGAAUAUGAGGAAUGGCGUGCACUGGUAAAGCGGGACAUGGAUCUGCAGGCUGACGGCAGCACCGUGCCUUUUCGAUACAGGAAGUAUAGUGUGACUUGCUACCCCAACGGAAAUCGAGAAAGUCAAAACUCACUUGUGGCGUGUGGUCGUAGGGAUAAGGUGGUUGUCGAACAAGAGACAGGGCAGCGCGGGGAUGCGGCCGGCAGCUGCAGGACAGACCACCAAGAUAUCGAGGGCCAGAUAAAGAUGAAUCUGCCUGCUCAAACAGCGCCAACAACUGAGGGCGCGGCAUCUUCAAGGAAAGCAACAGCCUCUGUCACACCCCUCAGCGCUGAAGCUCACGAGGCUAUUCGGCAGGCGAAACAGACCGCGAACACCUCCCAAUCUCUCCACCCUCUGUUUGGAGACAAACGUCCGAUCCAAGCUCCGUUCUCGACAUUCGAGCACUCGCUCGGAAUCGGGGGCGAAAGAGCUGGUCUGGAGCUGGACCAAAUUUUCCACGACAGGUGGAUUUUCGGCAAUGGAGCUGAAAGUGAGUUCUGGUCAAGAGAGUUGCUGCAUGUCGACGAAACGACACAAGACAUGUUUUCGCUUCGCGACAGGCACCAGGGUGAUUGUCAUCUCCCCGGGGGUGGAAGCUCUAGUGCUACUGCCUUUCCGGCGGGACCAAAGCAGAUUGAAGAUAGCGCGGAUGAUCUUCACAAGAGACGUGAAGGAAUGCUCUCAACAUCUUCUCCAGUAGUUUACCGCUUUGGAGGGCAGAACUGCAGACAGUCAUCGUACGAAACUACCGAGGACGGGAACCGAACCGCUGGCGUGAGUAUGACCGUGAGCGACACCGCAGCAGGCCACUGUUCAUCUCUCGGUGCUCCAAAAACCGUAGGCGACCAUCUGCAGUUUUCAUCUGCAACCGAGGAUGGUGAAGGCGACGUUGCGGUGGAAACGGAAGAGAACGGCAAUGGAAGUGUCUGGGAGUAUGAUAGGAGCGCAGAGAGGGUCUUUCUCAGUACCAACGCUGCCUACUGGACCGAAGACUUUCAGAUGCAUGGUUUUGCGUUCAACAAAGUGGAGUACACACUGCACAGUGAGGUGGAAUGCUUCACGAUCCCCAUCACAUUCGGCAGCUAUUUGAGUCACCUGAAGACGGGACGCCACAGCACCACCACCAGCAGAGUGAUUUACAACGACAAUUAUCUACGAGCGUUUGGUGGGGGAGGCAGCUACGCGUCUUCAUGGCAGCGCAGCGCUGAGGGGUCAGGAAUAGGCAGCGCUGCAGCACAUCAACAUAGUGGUCAUAGAGGAUCUUCUGAUGGUGAAUUAUAUCGGAACGCCGGCUCGUCCCCGACAGCGACAACCUUGCUCACGCGACACAGUCUGCACUACCUCGGCAUUCAUUCCGAGGAAGAGGAGGUGCCACCCGAACAGCAAGAGGCAUACUACAGCCGCCUGGACCGGUACAUUGCAACCUUGCAGCCGAUCGCUCUGGGGGACGUGGACUUUGCCGGUGUUACGGAGCACCAGCUCAGCGCUUACGACUCUAUGCGCGACUGGGAGCACCGCAUGGCGAAGGCGCAACUUCACAAUACCUGCAGAGUUACCGUCACACGCGGGUGGGAUCUACAGCUCAGCGCCCAGCAAAGCGCGAAGAUCAACAGUCGCGCGCAAACAUUUUCUGCUGCGGAUGGGUCAGGCUCAGGAGCUGCUGGUCCGAGAUCGUCAGCAUGCAGUGGUGGAACACGAGACGACUAUCUACGACUUGGAGAGUUGGACCACCAGAACAAAACUUCGUUCGUUCUGCGCGUCAUGGACGGUGUCAAGGAUGUAGUUGCGACGAGUACAACUAACUCUAACUCAGAUGUAGCAGCAGCAAGAACUUUUUGUCAGCAGGGCGCAACCGGCGCUUUCGUUUAUUUAGCCAGUGACGAUCUGUAUGAGUCCAGCGAUGGAAAAAUCGGGGCUCCCUUUGAUGACGACGACCUGACGUUAUUUUCAUCUGUGCCGAGCCUGUCUCCCACCGAGACAAAACAGGGAAAAACUUUCUCCGCACAAGUGCCACACACUGCCUGCAAGAUUUUUGACAAGCACCAGAAGAAUCGUUACUUUCGCGAGUACGGGUUUUUGUCGAAGUACGGGGAAUAUGGCGCACUCACGGAGAAGCGCCGGCAGAACGAAAUCGUGAAAGAUCUCGUCUGCACUACGGUCCGCUACGUCGCGAGAAGAACAAACGGAGACGUACUAGGAUGCCAGGAUCCGAAAUGUGAUUCCUCUAGUUUGGCGUCUCCGUCUGCAGGACCAGGACCUCAAAAGCCACAGAAAAAUCCUUCUCAGGCGGCCGCGUCGAUGAAACUCUCAACUGCUCCAGAAAAUCCUGAUGGAGCAGCGACAGAUGCUAGGAAAACAAGUGGCACCAAAAGUUCUCACCAAAAUCCUGUGCCUUGGAAGCCGAUGUUUGUUGGCAGCAACGACGCCCUAAUGAAGCUGUUCGAGUGCUACAUUCUGGACAAACCGAUCAAAAAUCUGUGUGCGGCCCUGGUAGACAAACAAAUCCGCCUCUGGCUGGUGCCGGAUGAAACCUUCGACGAAAUGAAUCUCCGGCACUGCACAGACCUGUUUCCCUUCGGGCGUGCGGCUGUGAGAAACAAGGACAUGAUUAACAGCACGUGGGUGGCCCAGAAAAACGUGAUUGAAGCGAUGGGGCGGGCGGAGUCCCUGCUCGAUCUGGAAUCUCCAGUGAACGUGCACGACAACAAAGCUUGUUUGUCUUUCAACUUCAAGCUAGGUACCAUGGCUUCUAAUGGCCUUACUUCUUCAGAACUGAACCGCGUUUGUCCUUCGUAGAGUUCCCGUUCGCCCACGUGCAGUAGUGUAGCAAGAUCGUGCCCAUGAUUAUCAGCUCCAUUAUUGUUCUGGUUUCUCUUUCUGUUUUAUUUGUGAAGCAAGAGCUGGCUCCGGCUGUGCGUCUCGUGACACAAUCGUCUCAAUCAUGCGUCUAGUCGAUUCAUCAAAAACGCAGGGCACGCCGAGCACCUAUUUUGGAGCACUGGACAAGUGGACUUUGUCCGGGAAAAACAAGCAGACAACAGUGCGAGUCGGAAUCUUGAUCAAACGUCAGCGACAGCACAGACAAGCGUUACCUCAUCGCUUUACGGUAAAUUCAAAUGCACGACAUCCACAGUGCGCGAUUCAAAGCGGAAGAAGGGAAAAGGAAAGAAUGGCAAGACGGGAAAUAGAAAGCAAGGGUCGUCGUAUAAGUGGGUGUGGGAUGCAAGUGGGAACUGGUUCAAGCAGUACGAUAGUCCUCACUAUCAGGCAGAAGCUCCUCGCGGCCAUGUAGUUGUAGAAGAAGAUGCACCAGCAGGCGUGGAAGAUAAGAGGCCACAGUUCCACUUCGACGGAUGUCACGACACUGAGGGGAACGAGACGGAGUUUCCCAUGAAGUGGCACAAAGUCUUUGAGCUCUACAUGAACAUGAUCGUCCAUGGGUCAGAUCGGUUUCUUGUGGUUAUCCGCGAUCAUGUAAUUUUUUGCUGCAUGUCGUGCUGCUGAGCUGCCAACUGAGGUUUUUGAUAUACUCGUUUUGUUGUAUACCAAUCUUCUACUGAGUUUAGCCUUCAGCUCCGCUCUUUCUUUCGACAAUUACGAACAUCACUGACAUUUGACAGGCAACCGGUAAACUACGCGGCACACGCGCCAUCGACAAGCACGGCGCGGAUUGGUGGCAAGGUGCGGACUGUAUUGAGGCCGAGCUGACCAAAAGUCUCCUGAUGUUGGAGUGCUGGUUGGACCAAUUCUUACCCAGGCUCACGCACGAGUGCGUAAAACGAGCAGGCAAGGGGGUCAAGAUGGUAACGGAGGGCGGUCGGUCGGUGGAAUUCGUGGACUGCACAGAGGCCGAAGCGGAGUUCGGGGGGCGGUAUUGCCCUGUCUUCACCCAGCGGAGGGUCUGCAGUUGGAAGGACGCUCCACCGCAUUAAAAGUAGAUCAUCAUCUCAAAAUGAAAAUCUGAUAUGAGUGAUUCUUCCUCUGAAGACGACGUCAGAACGCGCAAGCAGCUACUGCCUUGUUGAUCACAGUGAUGCGGACGGUUGGGCUUGCGAUCAACAGCAAGGUUUGAUGGUUCAUAGCAGUUCAGGCACACUGCAGCUCGUAUACCUUACUCAAAUCUAAAGAAAAAGAGGAAGAACAGCCAAAUCAAGUACAAAAGAUGGCUGCUGCACUGCAUGUGUACCAGCGCGCGAUGUUUCAUAUUAUCGAGUAGACUAUUAGUAUUAGAUGAGACAAACACAAAAACUCGGAGCGACGCGACUCUACUCAUCGCUUGAAACCCUAUUCGCCUAUUUUCGAAACUCGAACAUUAAAAGCAAAACCCAUUCACAUUCACACACGAAGUCAUAGUACGUCACCACAUCUUCAG
Molecule: messenger RNA, 4823 nt
Organism: Amoebophrya sp. A120
Lineage: Eukaryota; Dinophyceae; Syndiniales; Amoebophryaceae
Source: the annotation of a GenBank genome assembly